GCUCACGGGGCGGGCGCGCGGGCCAAUGGGAGCCGGGACUCAGCGCAGGGGCCGCCCACGGCCGCGCUGGCAGCAUAAAGAGCCGGCGCGCGGCGGCAGGCUGCAGAGCUGGGCGCCGCUGCUCCCGCACCGCCUUCCUGCGCCUCUCCCGCCGCCUUCCCGAGCUGCUGCCGCCGCCGCCGCCGCGGCACCAGACCCAGAGCGACUCAGCCUCCGCCGCCCCGCCAGACUUGCCGCUGCCGGCGCGCCCGCACCUGCGCACGGCCGGACCCCGAAGCCCCACCGGCCCAGGAGGACUUUGCAGCCCGCCGCCUCCCGCUCGUCCCAGCACCUGCGCGCAAAUGGAGCUGGACCACAGGACCAGCGGCGGCCUUCACGCCUACCCCGCGCCUCGAGGCGGGCAGGUGGCCAAGCCCAACGUGAUCCUGCAGAUCGGGAAGUGCCGGACCGAGAUGCUGGAGCACGUGCGGAGGACCCACCGGCACCUGCUGGCGGAGGUGUCCAAGCAGGUGGAGCGCGAGCUGAAGGGGCUGCACAGGUCGGUGGGCAAGCUGGAGAGCAACCUGGACGGCUACGUGCCCACCAGCGACUCCCAGCGCUGGAAGAAGUCCAUCAAGGCCUGCCUGUGCCGCUGCCAGGAGACCAUCGCCCACCUGGAGCGCUGGGUCAAGCGCGAGAUGCACGUGUGGCGGGAGAUCUUCUACCGGCUGGAGCGGUGGGCCGACCGCCUGGAGGCCAUGGGCAGCAAGUACCAGGUGGGCGGCGACGCGGCCCGCCACACCGUCUCCGUGGGCGUCGGGGGCCCGGAGGGCUGCUCCCAGGAGGCCGACGGCUACGACUUCCCGGUCAGCCCCUACGCCAUCACUCCGCCGCCGGCCGCCGGCGAGCUGCCGGGGCAGGAGCUGGAGGAGGCCCAGCAGUACCCGCCCUGGGGGCCCGGCGAGGACGGGCAGCCCAGCCCCGGCGUGGACACGCAGAUCUUCGAGGACCCGCACGAGUUCCUCACCCACCUGGAGGAGUACCUGCGACAGGUGGGCGGCUCCGAGGAGUACUGGCUGUCGCAGAUCCAGAACCACAUGAACGGGCCGGCCAAGAAGUGGUGGGAGUUCAAGCAGGGCUCAGUGCGGAACUGGGUGCAGUUCAAGAAGGAGUUCCUGCAGUACAGCGAGGGCACGCUGUCCCGCGAGGCCCUGCAGCGCGAGCUGGACCUGCCGCAGAAGCAGGGCGAGCCGCUGGACCAGUUCCUGUGGCGCAAGCGGGACCUGUACCAGACGCUCUACGUGGACGCCGACGAGGAGGAGAUCAUCCAGUACGUGGUGGGCACCCUGCAGCCCAAGCUCAAGCGCUUCCUGCGGCACCCGCUGCCCAAGACCCUGGAGCAGCUCAUCCAGCGGGGCCUGGAGGUGGAGGGCGGCCUGGAGCCGGGGUCGGAGACCGCCAGCCCCCAGCCCCCCGCCGGGGACGAGGCCGAGGCCGAGCCGGAGAAUGAGAGCAACGAGGCGCUCACGCCGGCCCUCACCAACGAGUCUGCGGCCAGCGACCGGACCCAGCCCGAGUAGAGGGCCUGGCGGCCCCGGCCUGCCCGCCACACCCCGCCUGUGGCCUUUGCCAACCAAGACUUUUGAGCCGGGCUGACCCCCGCAGGGGGAGCCCCGGUCCCCCACCCGGUGGGCGCGCUGCCACCAGCCUCCCAGCCCGAUUCUCACAGCACACGCCGCCCAGUUCUGGACAGCGUCCCCCACACAGUGGAGGAGCCCCCGUCCCCUGCAGGGCCCUGCCCGGCCCCUCCCUUCCUCCCUCCGUCGGUCGUCCAGGGCCUGGGCCUGCCCGGGCCACCCCCCGCCCCUCCGCCCCACCCAAUAGACCCACUCUCUCAGGCCACCACAGCGGUCUCCGCCUCCUCAGCCUGCUCCGCGCCUGGGCCCUCUGGGCCCGCAGAAGCCACGAGGCCCUGUGGCCCGGGCCAGCAGGCACCACGCUCACUCGGGGGACUCCCUGGAGCAGAAGCAAAAGCCCGGUGCCCCGUGCCCGGUGCCCGGUGCCGUGAGACCUCACCUCCGGGCCAGCGCCCCCUCCUGGCGGUCGCCUCACAGGCCGGCCAGCCCGCCCGCCUCGGACAGCACAGUGUGGCUCCGUGUCCUAGGGGACACCCGAAGCUCAGGCACAGCCUCAGCAGCCGCAGCAGCAGCAGCAGCAGCAGCAGCAGACCUGGCCUCCUGGUCUCCUGGCCGCUCAGGGGUGUCCGUGACUCACGCCAGCUCAGCGGGUGACUCAGCCCCCGGCAGGCGGGGGGUCCCCAGAGGCCUGAGUCCCCGAACCGGCUGAGGCAGCCGCCGGUGUCUCCGGAGCCAGGAGAGCUACAACAGGUCCCCAGGCUCGCCCAGAGCCCUGCUGCUGUGCCCGGCACUGCCCGCUGCCCGCUCCUCCCACCAGCUGCCCGCGCGGGAGGAGCCGUCUGAGGCCCCAGAGGGGCUGCUGCAGAGAGGAGGGGCCCCGGGAGAGCGCGCCGAAGACUCCCGGCCUGGAGGCCAGGGCCCGCCGCCCUGCCUGCCCCGCCUGCCGGCCCCCAGGACCUCUGUGGCUGGAGCCCUGGCCCCACACCCCGGGCCCCGCCUUGCUCCGGCCCAGCAGCCCUGCUCGCUGUGCGGCCUCUGCCCCCGCCAGAGCUUCCCGAGAGCCCCGGCCCGAGGCCAGGAGGCCAGCCCCAGGACACCCCAAAGCCUCGCUCCUGGGGCUCCAGCUGCUCUGCCAGCCGCCGCUGCCCAGGCCCUGACCGCCCCCCACCCCAGCACCAGAACCCCGGUGCCGCAGAGCCCGGCCUGUUUGGGGGGCCCGCUCUGCCUGUCCCCUGGGGGCUCCCAGAUUCACUGAUGACAACGUCUGCAGGUGACCGUCGGCUCCUUCACUCUGUGCUCCUGCCAGCCCCCCAGAUUUUAUUUUUACACAUGAGCCAUAGCCCGUCCUCUCAGGCUGCGGGGGGCCCCGGGUCCCCCCGCCCCCACAGACCCAGCCUGGAGGGCCCUGCCAGGCUGGGGCCCCCUCCCUGAGG
This is a messenger RNA of Phyllostomus hastatus (greater spear-nosed bat), 3049 nucleotides long. RefSeq names its product activity regulated cytoskeleton associated protein (gene ARC). The coding region runs from base 342 to 1559 and encodes 405 amino acids. NCBI's taxonomy places the organism in Eukaryota, Metazoa, Chordata, Mammalia, Chiroptera, Phyllostomidae. Gene Ontology annotation, biological process: positive regulation of AMPA receptor activity; modulation of chemical synaptic transmission. The transcript has 3 exons. Gene Ontology annotation, molecular function: mRNA binding. The record is from RefSeq and is a predicted model, not a curated record.